AUGGAUACAUGGACCUCCACAGCUACAGAAAGUUACAUAACUGUUACUGAGCUUCAAAUAACUGAUAAUUGGGAACUAAAGGCUAAUGUGUUGUGUACGCGAGCCAUGCCUGAAAGACAUACGGGGGACAACAUUGCAAAUAAACUGCAAUCCAUUGUCAGCGAGUUUGAGUUAGACGGCAAAAUUGAUACAUGCGUUCAUGAUAAUGCCCGAAACAUGGAGUGUGCUGGUAACAAAUGCUUAGAGUGGGGCGAUUUCGGAUGUUUCGGUCAUACGUUACAGUUGUGUAUCAAACCCGUGUUUGAAUUAGCGUCUGUGGCAAAACUGAUUCAAAAAUGUAGAAAACUUGUUGGUCAUUUCAAACAUUCAACAACUGUUACAGCAGAAAUGCGCAAUAGACAAAAACUUCUUGGGGUUCCUGAACAUGAGUUAGUACAGGAUGUUGUAACAAGGUGGAAUUCAACACAGGCAAUGCUUUCACGUCUGGUGGAACAACGUCGUACUCUCACGGAUAUAUUGUUAGACGAGAAAGUGACAAAAAAAGCAGAUUCCGCUGUGUUUCUUCCUAAAGGUCAUGAGUGGGAAUUGAUGAAUGAUCUGUCCACAGUUCUUAUGGACUUAUCUAAUGUAACGACGUACAUGUGUUCAGAAAACAGCGUAUCUUUGUCUGAGGUCUAUCCGAUUGUGUGUGGAUUAAUAAGAAGAAGUUUAAAGGUACAAGAUUCUGACGGAGUUAUAAUUCGUAAGACCAAAGAUGUCAUCAGUGAUGAGUUGAAUCGACGUUAUCAACCAAAUGACAAGAAGACUGCCUGUUCCACACCUGUAAUUGCAUCACUCAUGGACACCCGAUUCAAACAGUUAACUUUCUUAUCUUCUGAACAAAGAAAAACGGCAGAGGAAUUUUUAGAGGGUCUUAUCGAUGAAAUGCCUCUAAAACGGUUGACAGAGACAAGCGGCUCCGAUACUCCGCCACCAAAGAGACAACGACGACCAAGUGGAAUUGACUUUUUGCUUAGUAAAUCGCCUGACAAACCGGAGUCUCAAGACGAGUUAGAACUACAAAGUUAUUUACUAGAUAAAUCUGAUUUCAAUAAAUCUCCACUUGAAUGGUGGUCAGAAAACGAGACGAAAUACCCACGUUUAUCUAUAAUUGCAAAACGUGUGUUAGCAGUACCAGCAACGUCCGUUCCUUCUGAGAGGAUAUUUUCAUGUGCCGGACUUGUGGUUUCUAAACUCAGAAACAGACUUUCAGCUGAAGUUGUAGAUCAGAUAAUUUUUUUAAACAAGAACAAGAUAAAAGUCACCUGCAUUGAACCCCACACAUCUGAUUAG
This is a messenger RNA of Mytilus trossulus (common blue mussel), 1332 nucleotides long. RefSeq names its product E3 SUMO-protein ligase ZBED1-like. The record is from RefSeq and is a predicted model, not a curated record. Gene Ontology annotation, molecular function: protein dimerization activity. Lineage: Eukaryota; Metazoa; Mollusca; Bivalvia; Mytilida; Mytilidae. The transcript has a single exon. Bases 1 to 1332 code for a protein of 443 amino acids.